AUUUAUAUAAUGAAAAUGAAAUGUGACUUUCCUUUCACAGGUUUCACUCUGUGGGAGAGAGAAAGUAUCAAGACGUACCUGAGCAGUCAGGUUCAUCCCAGCAGUUCCUAUGAAAUCAGCACCUCUGACUCCUUCGAGUCCAAGUCGUCUCUGCUGGAUGUGAAUGUGUCUCUCAGAGCCAGUUUCCUCAGUGGCAUGGUUGAGGUCGGAGGAUCUGCUGGUUUUCUGAACGACAACAAGAAGUUCAAGAACCAGAGCCGAGUCACCUUCCAGUACAAAACCACGACUUUUUACGACCGGCUGAAUCUCUCACUUUUCCAAGCUGUGAAGCUUCAGGACAAAGAUCUUGUUGAGAAAAGUGAUGCAACUCAUGUGGUCACAGGCAUCCUUUAUGGGGCCAAUGCCUUCUUUGUGUUUGACAGUGAGAGGUUAGAGUCCAGCAGCAUUGAGACCAUUCAGGCCACAAUGUCUGCUGCCGUCAACAAAAUUCCCUCCUUUAAUAUGGAGGUCAAAGCAGACAUGAAGCUGACUAAAGAAGAAAGAGAUGCAAUCAAUAAGUUCACCUGUAAAUUCUACGGUGACUUCAUUCUGGAGAAGAACCCGACCACGUUUGAAGAUGCGGUGACGACCUUCUCCAAGCUCCCACAGCUCCUGGGAGAAACGAAGAAGAACUCAGUUCCUGUCAAAGUGUGGCUGACUCCUCUGGAGGAUCUGGGCGUUACUGGAGCCAAGCUGAAGGACACCCUUUCCUCCGGCCUGGUCAGGAAAUUCUGUAAUUCUCUGGAAAGUAUAAAAGAGAUGGAAAGGAGAUGCAGAGAGGCUCAGGAAGAGAAAGUGGUAGAGAGUUUUCCGCAAAUUAGAAAAAAGUUGAAGGUUUUUGAAAAUAACUGUAAUGACUACACAUCAAACCUGAGUCGGGCCAUUCAGAAGAAGAUUCCUCUCAUCCGGGAUGGGAAAGAAGAUGAGAAAUGUGUGGAACAGCUCCUGGACCAGCAGGAGAAGUCUCCAUUCAAUCACACAACCUUAGAUGCCUGGUUGGAUAAUGCAGAGAGAGAAAUCAACAUCAUCAUGUCCUGCCUGGACAUCAUGGAGGGAGUCCGGACCGUUCCUGAUGAGAAGAGUUUGGACCGAGAGGCUCUAGCUGCAGGCGUAGCCGAUCUCUACUGCUUCGUCUUCAGCUCUGUGGAAACCGACGACCCCUUCCUGGACCAGAUGACCAGCUAUCUGAGCAAAGACCAGACCAAACCUCCGCCCAGCGUCACUCCACCCAGGAAGGACCAGUGGUUCUUUUCAAAUGAAGUCGUAGCCAACAUGAGGAAAAAAGCCACAGAGUUCACUUCAGCUGCCAAACAGCUGGGGGGCAACCGCAGGUUUCGGUUCCUGGCAGCAGCUGUGCCAAACAAAAAGUUCACCGGAGGAACCGUCUACCAGUUCAGGGACGGGAGUCUGAAAACCGUAGACUUCUCACGGCCCGACGUUCCUGAUGUGACGGCUCCGUUAGACCGAAGGGACCUGGCUUGGUAUCACUGCAGCCUGACCUUGGAUCCAAGAACAUGCAACGGCUGGUUGAACCUGUCUGAUGGCAACAGGAAGGCAACAUGUGGACCCGAGCAGCAAUAUCCUGACAACCACCAGAGAUUUGAUGUUCACACCCAGGUUCUGUGUGAGCAGGCGCUGACAGGGCGCCGUUACUUUGAGGCUGAGUUUAGCACCGGACCUAAGAAUAAGUCCGGAGUCGCUCUUGUCUACAAUAGCAUGCAAAGGAAAGGAAAGGAAGUGGUGAGCAGCUUUGGAGAGAAUCCUGCAUCCUGGUACUUUGGUGUUCAUAACACUGAGCUCAGUGCUUGGCACAACGGUAAGAUCUGGAGCACCUCUGUUCCUGCUGGCGGCUGCAGCAGGGUGGGAGUUUACCUGGACUGGCCAAGAGGCUCUCUGUCCUUCUACCUGGUCUCCUCUAACUCACUGACCCACAUGUACACCUUCAGGGCCACGUUCACUGAGCCGCUCUACCCAGGGCUUUACGCUUAUCACAUCUCCAACUUCGCUUCCUUCACUCCAAUGUAGAAACAGAGUGAUUAAUGUGGGAUUCAGGCAGAUGAGACGGUUAACGGCUGGAAGUGAAGACAUGUAGUCAUUUAGCCGAGUCCAAACAGAACAAAGGGAUUUUAUCUGAUCUGUUGCAUAAAAAUCAGAGAAACUUUCCAAGAACUCAGGAUGAACUCCGUCUUCAGGGUUUCCACGCUGUGGCUCCAAACCUCACACUGCUGUAACUUUCAGAUGCAUCUCUUCUCUAACAGAACUGGGUCCGAUCGGAACCAGCUCUGCUGCUGAGGGAACCAGGGAGCCGUUUGGUUCUGGUCUGUUGGAGGACAAACGCAUCUAAAGGAUCCUGAAGACCUGAGCUUCUCCCCCUUACAGUGAAACUUAACCCAGGUUUUAUACCUCAGUCAUGAUCUCAGGAUGACGUCUUAGUUUAGUUAAAGUGUAGAUGGUUUUGGCCUCUUUCAGUAAAACUCUCUCAGGUCCGGUUGGACAGACUCUGGACGCUGUGCAGCAGCUGACCCUGGUCCUCAGGUCUCUGUCUGUGUUUCUAGACCAACUGGUUCCAGUCAUUAUGUU
Poecilia reticulata (guppy) is the source of this 2619-nucleotide messenger RNA. Lineage: Eukaryota; Metazoa; Chordata; Actinopteri; Cyprinodontiformes; Poeciliidae. The record is from RefSeq and is a predicted model, not a curated record.